This is a messenger RNA of Daldinia vernicosa, 9905 nucleotides long. RefSeq lists its product as uncharacterized. Gene Ontology annotation, cellular component: membrane. The record is from RefSeq and is a predicted model, not a curated record. Lineage: Eukaryota; Fungi; Ascomycota; Sordariomycetes; Xylariales; Hypoxylaceae. Gene Ontology annotation, biological process: fermentation. The transcript is spliced from 3 exons. Bases 1 to 9615 code for a protein of 3204 amino acids.
AUGGCCAACACCGUGGGCUGGCGCGACUUUAAAGCUCAAUUCUUAGCUUAUAUCAUAGUCUGCGGUUUACUUGCAAUCUUCUUCCUACUAUACUUUAAUAGAGCCUUUGCCUCCAUCGUCUCCUACUUUAUCCGCACCUAUACCUGGCAUCGAUACCGGAUCUAUAUUGACAUACAAGCGAUACAAUGGUCCCUGCUUGGUGGUCGUAUCUUCUUUACCGGCCUUCGAUACCAUGGAAAUAACGAGACUAUCUUUAUUCAGAAUGGACAUAUCACCUGGUCAUACUGGCUGCGCAGGGUACGCGAUGUUGGGCUGGGUGAUGGUAAAAAGAAAAAGGAGUCCGGGGACGGUAAUAUAUCAGAUACUAGGAAACAAGCGGAGCUCCCCUGCCGUGUCAAUGUCGUCGUUUCUGGGAUCGAGUGGUUCGUUUAUAACCGUAGCGCCGCCUACGACUCCAUGCUUGAAGCAAUGUCUGUCCCUCCUCUGUCUAAGCACGGCGAUACACUUGACAGAACCGAGGGCCUGGUGAAUAGCCCGGCGAAGCCACGACAGCGGCUUCGCAAAUCUCAUGAGAAGUCUGAGCAUCUCGAAGAAGCUGGGCAAGAGUAUGUUGAUGAGAAGGAUGGGCUUGAGACCCGCCCCCGGAGGGCUUUCAAAUCUACUUCUACCUCCGAUGGUGACUUUGAGACGGCGGAUAAGGGAGACUUACCUCAAAUAUUGCAAUUACUCCCAAUUCAUUUUAGAUGUGACAAGGCAGCCCUUGUUAUGGGAAAUGAGAAUACUAAGGCCGUUCUUAUUAUAAAGUCUAAGGGCCUAUCAGGAGAAGUUGAUGCGAGCGAUUGUCAGACUCCGGAUCCCUAUCGACAGCUUUUUAAGAUACAUUUUGACAAUCCAGUACUUGAGAUGAGGGAAAAUGAUGGGUUCAAGGAAGAGCAACUCGCUAGGGCUGUCAAGGACGAACAAGUCGCAAAAGCCACCAGUCCUGUACCCCCAAGAACAUUUCUUCGGAGACAACGCCGCAAAGUAGUUGGACAAUUGCGGAAUAUGGUUCCAUAUUGGCGGAAGUCGGUCGAAUCCUUUUCGGCAAAUUCUCAAGAUGAAGAUGGACCUAAUGAAACCCGCAUACCAGGCUCCAACCAAUGGCAAGGGCUUUCCCGGUAUCUCAGUGACGGCGAUGAUGAUGAUAGACUUCGAUGGUCGUCAGUCGAGUAUGCCAAGGUGAAUCCGGUGGUUGACAGUCCUAAGGGAACGUUAACAAUACUCUGGGAUGUUCCCGGAAAAGUCACGCCACGUGGUACAGUGUAUUCAUCAAAUGAUGUAUCCGAUGAUAUCAAUGGAACCGUCGCGCCGGCCUGGGCGAUCAGCCUGUCUUUGAGCGGUGGCACAAUAAAUUACGGGCCGUGGGCAGACAGACAACGAGCUGAACUUCAGAAGGUAUUUUUCCCGGGUUUAUGCAAGGAUGCAACUCCCGCUCAGAGGCUACCAUUCGGCGCGGACCGUGUACCUACACGGUUUAAUUUCUAUUUGCAAUUUGAUGAAGAGGUUAUAUUACGAGUUCCUACCCGUGAAGACUCCAAGAAUUGGAAGUGGAAAAACGAGGCUCUUACAUUGAGGCAGCAUCACAAGCAAGGCAAUCGACGUGAAAGAGGCAGGAGUCAAAAGUCUACCGCAACUACAGCCGCAGAACAACGUCCGAUCGGGUGGCUCGACAUCAAGGUUGCGGCGAAUGCUACCAUCUCGUAUGAUAUGGAUAUGCUAGCCAGGUCAACCGGAUAUACGAACACUCUGAAAAUCGAUCUUCCCGCAACCGAAGUCUCGACUAGCGUAAACCAUGGGCUCUUAUGGCGAUCUGGGCGCCUGCAAAUUUCCUGUGACUUGUCUACGCCCCUGAAAUGGAAUGGCCUCCGUACUUGGCGUUUUGACAUAGAGGGUGACGGGCUCGAGCUUUUCAUUCUGAGAGAUCAUAUAUUUCUGCUCGUUGAUCUCAUAGACGACUGGGGAAGCGGGCCACCGGCUGAAUACCUUUUAUUCACUCCUUUUAGAUACCUCCUUAACUUGCGACUUCUCAACCUAAAGCUUUAUCUCAACGUCAACGAUGUGAACAUCGUCAACGACCCAAUCAACUUCGAGGAGAACACGUAUCUAGUCCUAUCCAGCCCCCGUCUGGUAGUAGACACUUCCAUACCAUUAGAUAACUAUCGUCCCACGAAAAAUGCGAUACCUUUUAAAGUCACGGCCGACCCUCUACGCCUCGGCUUGCACGUGCCACCAUGGAAUACUCAAGCGACGUUCUUAGCUUCAAAAGACAUAGGACACCUUGAAAGCCUAACUAUCCAAGGAAAUUAUAAUUACAAUGCAACGACUUCACCUGCAAAUACUGACACGCUCGUCCUCGAUGUCUCCGGCCAGUCCCUUACUGCCCGCAUUUAUGGCUUCCUUGUUCGUUAUUUCUUACAAAUGAAAGACAAUUAUUUUGGCGACAAUAUCCAUUUCAAGACACUGGAUGAGCACCAAGAAGCCUUACGGGCCAAAGGAGCUGAACCAGAUGCUCAGCCUGAGGAUCGUCCUCCGCAUAAGAAAUCAAAUGAUCUAGAUGUGAUACUAAGCAUCCGCGCUGACGACCCUAGGCUUUUUCUGCCUGCCAACAUGUACUCUGCAAAACGAUAUAUACCAAUCGAGGCUGCCUCUAUAGCCCUUGACCUUCGAUUUACCAAUUAUUAUAUGGAUCUUGAGCUAUGCAUCAGUCCCCUAAGUCUUUCCCUCUGUGGCGAGGAAGAUGGAGGCAUCAGCCCAAUGAGUGCUAUACCGAGCACUCAGCUUUUCAUCGAUGGCCUAGAUAUACAUGGGCACCGUUUAUUUGGCUUACCACCUAUUGAGCCAACAUAUCUCUGUAAUUGGGACCUAAAAGCUGGAUCAGUCACGGGGGAUUGUUCAACCGAUUUUCUGACUACUCUUAUAAGAGCAGGAAAAGCAUUUGGCUUUACGCUUGAUGACGACGAGAACGCGUUGAUUCCCUUUUCUUCUAUUGUGGUGUAUGAUGUAACAUUUUUGCGUGUCUUCGUUGAGUCAGUUCAAGUCUGGGUACAUGUGGAUGAGGCGGCGUUCUUGUUUUCCACUGCAGCAGUCGAUAUUCAAUUCAAUGACUGGGCGCGAACACACUACUCAAGACGCGCAGAUAUAAAGGUGCCGAAUCUUGAGAUUGCUUGUGUUAACUCGGAAUCAGCGACGAGACAUAGGUCACGGCCCCGUUCUCAUGUUGAUACGGACGUCUUUCUCCGAACAAAUGUACAUUUUGCACUUAUUGGGCGCAAGUAUGACUUUGCACAGGAGAGGCUAUUACAACAGGAACUUGUACGCCGCCAUGACCAGCGUACGCAUCGGGCGGACUUCUUGCUACUUCCGGGCCUUCUGAAUGACUUCGCGUCCGAUCCUGUCGACAACCCGGCUCAAAGCGUUCCCCCAGUUCCCCAGCCAGCUUUAUCUAGAUCUGUUGCCGACAAAGCGUCUUUAUCAUCUUUAGGCUCCUCGAAUCGUUCCGCCAGACUUCGUCAUAAGAGCUCGUUCCUUUCAUUAGCCAGCUCGUAUAGUGGGAGCAUUCUACGACCAGGCUCUAUUAGGACCGCGCAACGAUCCCGGGCUUCCGGCCGUGCAGUCCCGAAUUCCGUGCCAUUCAAAGAUAGCGAAUCUAAACGAGUUAUUCAUUCCCGCGAAUACUCGGGGCACUUUAGCGCUUAUGGUGAGUCCGGGGAUAAGAGGGAACCGCCACAUAGCAGCAUAACAUUCUCGAGCCAAUACUAUGCUCCUUCAUUUCCUUUACAAAACGUCAGACCAGAUACCAAAGAAGCGACAUUUCACAGUAUCGAAGAGGACGAAAAUGACGGUCUAGACUCUUCGGGUUUUAGCUUGGACAGCCUACCACCUGACCAACUAAAUCAAAAUUGUGCCCACCAGAGUCUACUCCUUGAGCUUCCUUCCGGGAUUACCGUUUUCCUUAACGCUCCAUCUCUGCGAUGUAUAGCGUCUUUGAUACGAGCUUUACCACCUUCCGACCCGGAGGAUAUUCUUGAUACUAUCCACAUAGGAACGGUAACAGACAUAUUUGAUACACAAAAACAAGCACAAGUAAACGGGACUAUUACUGAUUUUGUCGUCCGGUUGCCGCAAGCAAACUUGCGCUUCUUGAACUGUUCUAAUACCGAUUCUACCGAUCCAUCACAAGAGCCGCAAGAUCAGUAUGAUGUGUCGUUCAAACAACUCGUGCUUGCUACUCGAUCCGGAUCCCCGGCUGACGUGGCUGAUGGCAAUGGAGAUUCUCGGUUAUCCUUUCAUUUCCGACUCGCUUCAUUGCAGGUCUCGGCCGCCGAGAGGCUUGCAGGCCUAGACCAGACGCAGGCCGCCGUAUUGGCCAAGAUAGAGAGAGUUAUGGUGUCCAUGGGUACGAAAGAGGUGAACUAUAUUGAUGCAGAUAUAGGUGCUAUACAAGCUUCUUCGUCAUCGAGCAAAGUGGAAUACCUCGCUUCACUGAUUCAUCGAACGAAUGUGCUUGCAUCAGAGACGGGAAAGCUUUUCUCAGAAACCCUUUCGGUUGCAGACGAACGUUCGAAACAAUUCACGUACCAUGUUAUAAGUAAAGGGCAUAAUGCGAGCGACGCUUCUUUUGUCGUUCGACCCUCGGCUAUCCUACGGACAGCUUCUAAGCACCUUAGAACCUACGAUUCUUGGAAACUGGUUACACGGCUACGCCAGAUGUGGUCCGCACUAGAUGGCGAUACUAAAGAAAACCUAAGACGAGACUGUCUAUUUGGGUUUUCGCAAUGUCCUGCUGACAUGAGACAACAAGUUACAACAGCUUUCGAGCGAUGGCGCAGCUGGGAUCUCGAGGAUCCGGGACACGCAGUGCUCUUGAAUAAUAUUUUCGGCGAGAUGUCCAAGCCUAAAACCGAUACAUCUAAACGGAUUCCUAUGAUGGUCGUAGCCAGAAUACAAGAAAUUCAAUUUCUACUUGACCCUGGACCGAAACAGAACGAGGCUAUUAUAAUUGAUCUCACCGUGAGGGUCCAAGAGAGAAGUAAUAGCAUCGAAGCAAUUGACGAGAAGUCGGCCGAUAUUGGAGAACCCUUGACACUUGUCAACGUGUACUGCAGCGAAGCUGGUCUCAAGGCUAACUGGGAGCUUUGUGAACUCGCAGAUGACAUACUACGACUCUACAAGAAGUCAGAGCCUUCAGUAUCCGAAGAACCGCCACCAAAACAACAAGAUAUAGCUAAACGAAUAUCGCCUCGCCCACUCCAUGUGGUGCUUGUACUAGGAGAAGGUGCAAUCUCCCUAGAAGCUAUUAACUUGAGUACCAGACUGCAAAGCUCUGAGCUUAAACUGUCAAUACUUACAACUAGUAGUGCACAUGGUACUACAAGUUCAAAUCUCAUACUAGGCUUCGAUUCAGCUUCUACAAGGGUCAAGAGCCAUUCCCAGGUACUCGCCACUGCACGACUUCAACGCCCAAGCGUCAUUAUUGCACAUGAAGUACAAUUUGACGGACAGUCCUCGACACAUACUAUUAGGUCAGCGGCUAGUAGCCAAGAUCUCGAGUUUAUUGUGAAGCAGGAUCCAAUCGUGUUGGCCGAGGUUUUAGACUUACUAGUCAAGGAUGAAGUUGCGCAAUUAUAUGCUCUGGCGCAAAGAUUCCCUUCAUCCCCUGAGUCUGAACAAGAGAAGCGUACAGCAUCAGGACGACUCUCGACGAUCCAAGUCAAUUUGGCUAUGUUUCUAGACUCGUAUACCAUCUCGCUACCCUUACUACGGUCUCUUACUUAUACCAUUUCCGGUAUUGUAGCGCGAGCGAACAUGGCUGCUAACUUUGGUAAAGAGGUCAUACUGGACUUUGAUGUGAAGGAAAACUCACACAACAUAGAAAUCGAAGUCAAUAAUACACCACGUAGUAUCUCUUUGCUACAAAUACCACCAACAAACGGUCGCAUAACCAAUCACAUGGCUCCAGGGGAGCACUCAAUCACGGUGCUGGCGUCACUGGAGCUUGUCAAAUUAGACGCUUCGGCUGUCUAUAGCUUGCUUACCGCACUCAAUAGACCCGAAAUUUCAAAUGCUAUCAGCGAUCUUCAGGAGCAAGGUAGAAUAAUAAAAGAACAUGUCAACGAAGUUUUCGGCUCUUCCAGAACCGAGCCCGAAAAGCCAGCUUCGCCAGUAUCCAGCAAUUCGAAGCUUACAUACUCUGUCCAUGGUAGCCUUGCAGGACUUGAGAUAUGGGGUAAUGCACGGAUCAAAUCGGACACGGAACCAUAUGCGCGUCUAUCGUUUUGCUUGGAUGCUGUGCAAAUGCAGCUCACUAACAAGAUAGAUGGAGGACCAAUAUUAGAGAACCCCGAGAUACAUAUCAAUCUUCACCAGAUAAUGUUCAAUAUUGAGAAAGGCUCCGAGGAAAGUAUGAGAUCUUGCGGCAACCUCUCCCUCGGCGCGUUAAUCACCGCCACAAGCCGCGAAUCCGAAGAUGGGAUAGAGCUAAGAUCUUUCGACUUCAAGUCCAACGGGUUCGAGGUGAACCUGUCGUCGGAUACCGUGUCGACAUUCGUAGACGUACUUGGCUACAUGGGUGACAAGAUCAAAGACCUCGAUACGUCACGCGAACUAGAAUACUUACGGAAGUUAAGACAGUCGAAACCCCGUAUCGCUAUUAACGACGAAGAGCAGGACACGGAAAGUGAUAUAUUAGAUUCGUUCCUUUCCUCGAUCAUGUACUCAUUUGAGAUACGAAAUAUACAAUUCUGUUGGCUUGUCUCUACUCUAAAUCAACCGACAAUUGGCCAAGAGGACCUGGUCUUAUCCUUUAAACGAAUCGAAUUCGCUACGCGCAAGAAGAACUCAGCGAAGCUGACUAUCGAGGAUUUCCAAUUGCAAAUGGUUCCUCCAGGCCAGGACAAGUCUUUACGCUCUCUAAAUUCGGCGCUCCUACCAGAGGUAAUAUUCAACAUUGCCUUUGUCUCGACGGCAGAUGCUCGCCGGCUAGCCUUCCAGGCAGUAGGUAAAUCGUUGGAUUUACGAUUAACCUCUGCUUUUAUCGUUCCGGCAGCACAUCUCCAGGACUCGAUCAGCCUAUCAGCGAAGAAUGUUCAACGAGCUUCAGAGCACUGGGCGCCAAUAGUUAUGCCAGAGAAGGAGAUCUCCCGACCAGACCAGACUGUGGAAACGAGACGCUCAUUAUUCGGGAGCAGGAGACUAGAAUCACUUUUGAUUGAUGCUGACUUUGCCGGAGCUGUGGUACACCUCACUGGGAAAAAAUCUUCAGACGAACCCAGCGGCUCGAGGGAUCGUCCCGCACUAGCUGGCAAGUAUGGCCAGUUUAGUACAGACGAAACCGGCAGCAGCAUGGUGCUUCGUACCCCUGGCCUAGCCUGGAAGACAGAAUAUAGAGAUAACGGCCAAGAAGACCCAACUCUAUAUGGAGAGGUUAAAGUCGAUCCUUCACGCAACAUUCUCUACCCCACCAUCGUCCCUCUUAUUAUGGAUAUUACUUCUAGCAUCAAAGAGGUUGUAGGUGACGAUACGCCCGAAUCACCAGUAUCACCACCAAUACCGAGUGAAGAUUCUGUUAAAUCGAAAUCUGACGGCGACGAUAAACCAAAGCCUAAUAAUGAAGACAACAUUCUCACAGCUGAUCCGAGCGCCGUGUUAGGACGUGUGAAGCUGAAUUUAGGUCUGCGCAUUUGUCAACAGGAGUUUACUUUCAGUUGUCAACCCAUCGGCCGUGUUGCUGCUACGGCCCGCUUCGACGAUAUCUAUAUUACGAUGAAUACUGUUCAUGCGGUAGAGCAAGGCAACUUCUUCGCCAUCUCGGGCACUUUCAGCGGAUUCCAUACGUCUGUACAACACGUAUACUCGCGAGAGUCUACGGGUAGUUUUCAAGUCGAGUCCAUCGUGCUCUCGUUGAUGAACAGUAAGCACGUUAGUGGUACAAGUGGCCUCUCCGCCAUUUUGAAGGUCAGCCCGAUGGAGGUGGCGAUCAACGCGAAGCAGCUUCAAGACUUCCUACUCUUCCGAGAAAUCUGGAUUCCAGGGGAAGUUCGGCAAGGUACAGCAGCACCCGUUGCGACGGUAACAGCAGAAACAAUUGCGCAAGGGCAUCUUGUACAGAGAUACCAGCAAGUUGCCGCCACAGCAGCAUUCCCGUGGACAGCUACUAUCUCAAUUGAAGCCCUGAAUGUUGUUGUUGAUCUCGGACAAUCCCUCGGCAAGUCUAAGUUCGCUAUAUCCGAGUUCUGGGUUUCGUCAAAGAAAACUUCGGAUUGGGAGCAAAAUCUUUGUCUAGGCUUUGAAAAGAUCGGCGUGGAUUGCACUGGUCGACUGAGUGGAUUUGUUGCCCUCCAGAAAUUUAAGCUACGCACGUCCAUCGAAUGGCCAGAACGCGAGCAGGCGUUGAACGAAACGCCGAGGAUCCAAGCCUCAAUCAGUUUCAGCCAGUUCAGACUUAAAACUGCGUUCGACUAUCAAGCGUUCCUAGUUGCAGACAUUACGAGUAUGGAAUUCCUUAUGUACAAUGUGCGUGAGGAGAGAACGGCCUCUGGUGACAGACUGGUGGCGAUUCUUGAUGGAGAAGCCGUUCAAGUAUUCGGCACCACCACAUCAGCAGCUCAAAGUGUUGCCCUGUGGCAAGCUAUCCAGAAGCUUAUACAAGAGAGAAAGGCAAGCUACGAGACGUCGUUGCGAGAUAUCGAGAAGUUCAUGAAACGGAAAUCGAUCACGAACCAACCGUCUGCUCAACAGAUUAUCCCAAGCAAACCGCAGACCGACAAGUCCGACAUGAAGUCUCCAAUAUCCCUGAAUACGGAUGUGGUGGUGACGUUGAAGGCAGUUAAUCUCGGCAUCUUCCCCAGCACAUUCUCAGAUCAUCAAGUCUUCAAACUAGAGGCUCUUAACGCACAGGCAAGAUUCGCCGCGAGCAUGGAAGAUAAACGUAUCCAUAGUAUCCUGGGCAUGACUCUCGGGCAACUGCGCAUAGGUCUCGCAGGUGUACGUAGAGUCGAGGCGCCCAAGGCAGUCAGCGAGAUCUCAGUAGAAGACGUAGUCGCAAGCGCCACGGGGUCAAGAGGCGGCACUAUCCUAAAGGUUCCCAAGGUCGAAGCUAUGAUGCAGACGUCGCAAAGCCCGGAAUCCCGCACCAUCGAGUACAUAUUCAAGAGCUCAUUCGAGGGCAAGGUGGAAGUGGGAUGGAACUACUCGCGCAUCAGCUUCAUCCGCGGCAUGUGGGCGAACCACACCAAAGCGCUCGCGCAGACCUGGGGCCGCGAGAUCCCGACCAUGUCCGCGAUCAAAGUAACCGGGGUUCCCGAGGCAGAGCAAGAGCGCAAGGAAGGCGGCGAAAGGCAGAAAAUCACGGCCGAAGUCAAUGUCCCGCAGUCCAAGUACGAAUAUGUAGCCCUCGAACCGCCUGUUAUCGAAACGCCGCAGCUCAGGGACAUGGGCGAGGCAACGCCGCCGCUGGAGUGGAUUGGGUUGCAUAGAGAUCGCCUGCCGAAUCUUACGCAUCAGAUUGUGAUCGUCUCGCUGCUGGAGCUGGCGGGCGAAGUCGAGGAUGCGUAUGCGAAGAUUCUCGGGUCGUCGUAGGGGAAGAAAGAAAAAAAAGAAAAGGAGGAAGUACCUACCUACCUAAGCAAUGAGAAUGUAUUAUAUAUAUAAUAGGAGAGGUAGACGGAGAAAGGGAUGGAUGGAUGGAAUCAUCUCACCCUUGUUUUCUUUUAAUCAGCAUUGCAUGCAUAGCAGGGCGCAACAGAGAAAAUAAUAUUUGUUUGUUCGUUUCAGAAACGGGGAAUAGGAAUAGGAGUUUCGGGGGAUAACAUAUAUAUAUAUAUAUAUACUCUGGUACCCAAGUACCUAUAAUCAAAAUUGGUAUUCUA